AUGAGUACAACAGAUGAUGAUCAAGGCUUGGACGUUGUUGAUGUCGGGGAUGCGUAUAUGGGAGACGUGAAGGUUCAAGUUCAAUAUCCACGAAGUCGCUCUAAUACAAUUAGUUUAGCUCGAGUUCAAUCCAACUGAAACGAAAAGAAACACCGGCGCGAGGUAUUUGUGUCCGUACGGCUGUGGAAAGUUGGUGGCUCUUCGGACGAUAGAUUAUCAUAAGAACAAUGGGGUAAGUUUUGGCUGUAAUUUUCAAAAUGACAAAAGUUUUUCAGUGCGGCCGAAGAAUGAACGAAUCUUUGGUCACAAAUCCAGACAUAAAGAAGCGUUACUAUUGCUGUGGCGUUUGUUUUACGGAAUUCGUGACUCGUCAGGAAUUCCAUGCACAUCUUCGCAUUGAACACGACGUCCAUCCGGAGAUUCAUCACGUCAAUUUCAAAGAUCGCGCUACUUUUGACGUAUUUAUUUUUUUGAAGCGUUUUUGAGUACAAAAAUGGUUUGAGAGAUUUUUGCGUUGGCUUGAAAUGGAGGGCGGAGCUCAUUUCCGUCAUAAAUCCGGAUCGAAAAGGCGUGGACGAGGCAAAGGGAUUUUUCUCGCUUGCAACAGGUUGGACGUCAUUGAAGUUUUGAUGUGUUCAGGUUUUUUAGGGUCUCAAAAAUCUAAUAUAAUGGUUCAAUCAGUUUUUGAAAUGCCUUCUUUCGCAUUUGGUUAGUUUUUAGUUUAAUAGAGGGCUGGUAGUUUUUCUUGAACUAUUAAAAAACAUAAUUUUCAAAAUCGAAAUAUUCAAGUUCCAUUGGUGAACAUUUAGAAUAAGUUAGAAUCAUUUUUUGAAUACAAUUUCGCGCAGUAAUUACUUUUAUCAUUUAAAAUUUCUUUCUCAAAUAAUGAAAGCCGAAAAUUUCUACUGAAAUGGCCUACAGAAGCGGCUACGUGAGCAGCUCCUCGAACAGUGACCCCGCCAGGGACAGAACCGGACCAUUCCGACUUGGGUUUUCGUGUACCGCUUUCGUGCAUGGAACCGAGCACGAAGAUGGGUUCGUUUUUUUUCCAUCGAAAAAAUAAAAUUAAUAAUUUUUCAGUCACGUCAGCGCAGACGUUUGCGGUGAUCACUACGGUCAUGAUUCUCGAAUGCGACUUCCAAACGUAAGUUAUUUUUUUUUGAAGCUGUAGAAAGUGAAUCAUUUUUUUCAGGUCAUCAAGUACAUCAUCGGCCAGAAACAGUUGGAUGGGGAGCCUUCCUCAGAUAUUAUCGCAUAUUUAAGAGGUUUGUUUCUGAAACAGUAGCCAUUUUUUUCAAACUGAAAUGAACGGAAAAAAAGAGAUAUAUUUUUUUCUAGCUUCUGGAAAUUAUGGUUCUAUCAGUAGAAUUUGCUGUAAAAGUGCUGAAAUUUCAAAAAAAUAAAAAAAGAUAAUUUUCUCUUAAGUUUAUAUAUAUUUUUUUCAAAAGAUUCCGCUUCUGUGUUCAAAUUUGAUCCUCACGAAAUGAUUAAUUUUAAAAAAAGUAGUUUUUUUGGGUGAAAAAGUUCAAAAAUGGAAAAUUUUGAGGUUUUUUUCAAAAGUUUGAAAAAGAGAAUUCAAGUUUUUCAAGACCAUUUCAAUUAUUUUAGUAAAGCACAUUAUUGACUUUUUUUAUACACUAAAUGAGUAGAAGGAUCCCUUUGUAGGGCCCGGGAACCCCUAUAGGGACCCCUACAAGUUUCUCACUUCGUUUUAUUUCAAAUUAAAGUGGCUUUUUUUAAAUUUUAUGUUUAAAAUCAACGUUCAACGAUAUAUCUUUCCUCAAAUUAUUCUAAAAAGCUUAAUUUCCAGACCAUUUCACUCAAUUUGCAUCGGAGAAUAUUUUCGCUCAACGGAUUUGUUUCGUCGACAAUGAAGAGUUGAAGAAUAUCUACGCCUGCAACACGAAAAAGUUGCUUUUUCUGGAGAACUAUAGAAAAAAUAAGGAAAAUAGGUGGGAAACGCGAGGAGUUCCAACGGGAUGCGAGAUUUGGGAGGAAGAAUUGUUGGAUCGGGCCGGAAUCACCAGAAACGGCGCUCAACGGCUCAGGGCCUACAACGAGAAAACCACUCAGGAAUUGGCGUUGGAUGAGGUUCAGAUUAAUUACUGUCAGAGUGGGAAAAGUCAUGAAAAACUUAAAAAUUAUGCCUCGAUAAUUUUUUUGAUUUUUUUCCACAUUUUCAAAAAGUUGUAAGUCCUCAUAAAAGUGGCAAUUUUGAGUUAAAUUCGCUUAUUAGGGGACAUUUUUGAUAACUUACUUCUAUAACUUGAAAACGAGAUCUAUUGCGAGAUAUUUUUUUUUUCUCGUUCCCUGGUUAGUGAAUUUUAUUAAUUUUUCUCCAGUGAACUAUUUUUUCAAUCACAUGCAGUCUAUUGUACAAUUUAAUGGCUUGAAAAUUUAAAUAGAAAGAUUUUACGUUUUUUCAUCUAGCUCGGGCUCUUUCCGACACGUUUCUUUUGCAAAUUUUCUGGCGUAACCUGGUUUUUUUCUUGUUUUGUCUCUUUUUUUUCACUAUAUAAUGGUAAAAGAAAAAUGCAAGAAUUUUCAAUUUUCGGUAUUACAAAACCAUUCUAAACAGGAAAGGGUACUUUCUAACGAGAUGAAUUGAAGGAUUGGCCGAGGCCGCGAGUUUUCGUGGCGAAGAUCCGCUCGGAAUCCGGGAUGCUGGUCCCUCUGAGCGACCCCCGACUGCAAGACUGCGAUUCCUCCGUCCAGGCCACCUACUUCUCUCAUCAACCCGCUGUCGACACUCGAUACGUCGAGAUGGAAGAAGUUGUUCGUUUUAUUUUGAAUCCCUCUUUAGAAGAGAAUAUGUGGAAAAAGUUUUCGAAACCAGGAAACUUUAAUUAUUUCUUAUUCAAAUUAAAGAGGUCUUCUUUAAAAAUUCUUUCAUUUUCUGAAUUUUGGCUUUUAAAAAUGAGCCGAAGGUGAACUUCUGGUUGGACUAGAGUUUUCAAUUUUAGCUUUUCUAAUUUAGUUUAUAAUAUAUUCAUUUUAAACAUUCAAAAAAGGCAAUAAACCUUGAAAAUUUAGGUCUUUUUCUCGAUUUCAAUUUUUGAGUUUCGAAGGGAUUUAUUUAUGAAAAAAAGUUGUCUUUUUGACUAUAAGGCUAUUUUAAUAUGGUAUCAAUACAACAAAAUUGUUUUUUUCGAGUAUUAAAUUAGAAAAAAAUCGAUUUGAAGGAGUACGCGGACGAGAACUUUGAGCACAUCGAAGAAGAAGUGAUCCAGGACGGGGCUUAUGAAAUGAAAGCAAAUGAUGAUGGCUUGAAAGUGCCGGUGAAUGUCAUAAGGUGGGAGGAAAAGAUAGAACUUUGGAGAAAGGUUUGAUUUGAAGAGAAGAGCAAGUCGAAACGGUGGUCCGAUCUUCCCAUGAUCAUGCCGUCGAUGAACCCCAGACCAUCACCGUCGAGACGGUCGAUGGCAAGGAGUACGAGGAAUACGUCAGGGCGGAUGGUCAGUUUCUGUUUUUUUUUUUCGAGGAGCGAUUUUAGUUGAGAUACAACUUCAAAGUUGACGAAAAUACUUUUUUAUUCAACGAUGAAAUCAAGCGUAAAAGAGAGACAUCCCACUUGAAAGAAUGGAUCCAAAAUGGCAUUUUUUUUUGGAAAAAAUGGAUUUUGAUUGGAAAUUUGAGAUUUACCAUUGAAAAACUCAUGGGAAGUGAAGUUCAUAAUUGGAAUUUUAAGAAAAUAUACCACAUUCAGGAACUCCAGAGUGGUCCCUAUAAGGGCCCUUGAAGGUCCUCUUUAGCGACCACUUUACCAACCCCUAUAAGGGCCACUAAAGCUUGCAAAAGUGGUUCCUAUAGGGGACAUUCAAGUCGAUGAUUGUUAUGAGCCCUACAACCAUUUUGAAUGAAGUGGAAAGACCUCUAUAGGGACCCCUUCAGCUUUCGAGGUUUUUUUUAGUGGUCCCUUUAGGGACAUCUUUUUCGGCCAUUUUGGGAGCUGCUUACCCUCUAACCCCUUAAGGGACCACUCGAGAAUCCCUAAGUGAAGGCUUUUUUGAUGCUUAAAUAUUUUUUCUUCAAACUUUUUGUAAGUUCCUAAAAUAUUCACAAUGAGUUUUAUUUUUUAGGAACGGAAAUGCAAGUUGUACUCGAAGAAGACGUCUCCGGGGGCAAGCAUUCCAGUGGGAUCUUUUUUCUUUUGUCUUUGCCUUUUCAAAGAAUCAUAUAAUUUCUGGUCUUCAGUGUACAUGGAAACGAUGCAAAACGGCCACGCUCAGAAUGAAAUCGGCCAACAUAACUUGACCGACCAGAUUCUCAUUGAACUCGAUGAGUUCAGGGAAACUUUGAUUGUAAGUCCUUUAAAACUCUCUAAAACGAAUUUAAAAACAAAAUUAGCACUUCAUUUAAGUUUUAUUCUCUUUUUAGAGGCUUGAAAAAAUUGAAAUUUAGAGAAACCAGCUCUUGGACAUUGGUAACGCGAAGCGGACGUUUCCGGGCAUUUCUAGUGACCACUUUAGUAUCGUCAGCACUCUUAAGUGAUCCCUUGAACCGCUCAGAAACGUCCGUUUCGCUUUACCAAUGUCCGAGGCAGUCACAAGAUUUCUAGAGUUGAAGAAAAAAUUUCACUAGUGAAACAUGAGAAUGAUUAAUUAUCUUCUUAUUUUCUUACUGUGAAAGAAUAAUCAUGAAUAAAACAAAAAUAGCCCUUGAAGUGAUAAAGCGAUUUUUUUGGAGCAAAACGCUUUUCUUAAGCUGAUUCUAGAAUUUUAUAUAAUAUUCUAUACAUUUCUAGUCUCAUUACGUCAUAGGGAUCAUGUGUGAAGGUGUUAAAACGUGCUCUAUUGAGUAUAUAUGAUCAACCUGGAUUUAUGCAGGAAAAACGGGCGACCGGAGUUUCCCUGGCCACCCUAAGGUCUUCCUACGUCAGACUUCGCUCCAUCCACAGCGCCCUUAUCAGUGAUAAGCCCGGCGAAAAUGCAACCGUGAUAUAUCCGCAGGACGGACGGGCCAGCUACAGGCCUGGCAGAGGUUUGUUCCGAGCAGAAGAAUCCUGGAAAAAUCCGUUUCAGUGGCCUCUUCGGAACAUGAGGAACUCCGAAAGUUGUACAGUCGAGGCGACGUCACUCUUUUGCCUAUUGAGGUUGGUUUCGAGCAUACAAGGGAUAGUUUCGGUUGUACCUGAAAAAAAGGGGCUGGGGUGGGGGAUUGGAAAAAUACCUUUAAAAAAAUAAAGAAUUCAUUUUUUUAAAGUUCAAUUGACUAGAGUUUGUCCCUCUAGGGGUCUUUUCAGUCUAAUUCAUAAGAGUUAUCGACUUGCAUAUCCUCUAUAGGGCCCACUAAUAAAAAUUCCUAUAGGUACCACUUUUGCAAGCUUUAGUUGCCUCUUUAGGGGUUGGUAAAUUGGUCCCUCAAAGGCCCUAAGGUUGCCCCUAUAGGGACCACUCUGCAGUUCCUAGUUAUACUUCAAAUGUGUCAUGGUCCUUGAAAAUUUUUAACAAGGGUUCUCACAACUACUGAGAAAUUUCAGGACGAAUUGAGCGACGACGAGCCGCUGGCGGCAACCGCACGUCACGGUUUCAACUACAAUCCAAAUUUUUGGAGUUAG
Molecule: messenger RNA, 5557 nt
Organism: Caenorhabditis auriculariae
Lineage: Eukaryota; Metazoa; Nematoda; Chromadorea; Rhabditida; Rhabditidae
Source: the annotation of a GenBank genome assembly